AUGACUGAAGGCCACCAAAUGCAGCAGCCAUCGGAUAACAUCCAUAACAUGUUCGCCCAUGAAUCAGGAGAAACUGGUCCCUCUCAUGGGAACCACGUUGAGACCCAACGGUCCACGGAUCCUAGAAACUCCCUCGAGGACUACAACCGUACCAUGUUGGAGUACACUCAGCGUCAAAUGUCCUCAUUUGUCGAUAUUGACGACAACAACAGCGGCAACAGCGGCAGCAGCCGUAGUAGCCAGAGCAGCGGCAACAGUGGCCGCAGUGGUACCUCCAGCAAUGGUGUGCUUGCCCGCCAGGCCAAUGGCGCUCCACCUACUUCAGCCAGUGCUGCUGCCGCUGCUACUCGCCAUGCAGCUCACCAGCAUCAUGGCUAG
Penicillium subrubescens is the source of this 378-nucleotide messenger RNA. RefSeq lists its product as uncharacterized. The record is from RefSeq and is a predicted model, not a curated record. The transcript has a single exon. The coding region runs from base 1 to 378 and encodes 125 amino acids. NCBI's taxonomy places the organism in Eukaryota, Fungi, Ascomycota, Eurotiomycetes, Eurotiales, Aspergillaceae.